Molecule: messenger RNA, 7869 nt
Organism: Micropterus salmoides (largemouth bass)
Lineage: Eukaryota; Metazoa; Chordata; Actinopteri; Centrarchiformes; Centrarchidae
Gene: shisa7a
Product: protein shisa-7
Exons: 7
Coding region: 2423-4528 (701 amino acids)
Biological process (GO): regulation of AMPA receptor activity; regulation of short-term neuronal synaptic plasticity
Cellular component (GO): postsynaptic density; dendritic spine membrane; AMPA glutamate receptor complex
Source: RefSeq, a predicted model, not a curated record
AAUAAGUUCCCCCCGUUUUUAUAGCUUUCUCUCAGCUUUGCCUUUUUACUUUUUGAAAGAACACUAAGCCAAAUCCCUGACCAGUGGUCUGUUUUUUUUGUGGGAGCCCAUAAAAUGUAGGAGGCCUCUAGGUCAUUCAAUUAAAGAGGAAAAUGAAAUGUAGGGGAAUAAAGAUGAACGCCACCAGUUGAAUGGGCCUAAUGACCAGCAGCGCGGAGUUGAGCAUCUCAUCAGCACCAGUCUGACCAACCAAUCACAGCGCUCCCCCACCGACGGACCUCUGUGAGGCCAGUCGCAGUUAGGCGGUGUAAUCUAUCUCGCUUGGAAAUUAUGAAGGGAACCAGCCUCAGUCAAUUCUAGACGGGGAAAAGUUAAAUUGGGCGAAUUUGAAAUUUUGAAUAGGCCUAUCUGACACCUGAAUUAGGCUACCGGGUGUUCUCCGGGAUAGUUGCACUCUAGUCUAGGCUAUAGCCUAACUUGCGCUAUACAACAAACGGAAUUUUCUGAGCCUGAUGGAGACACAUCAAGACCGAUUGAGAUCUGCGGCGCUUGUGAAAAACACGGGCAUUUAAAACAGGUGGCCGAUCCGGCAACAGUUCACGCUGUCCUGAUCAUCCUCUGCUACAAUAACAGGCUGCCAUCUGAGAAAGGCUGAGAUACAGUGCGCAGGCUCUCCCAGCGCUUUUCUCCAGCAUCGAACCCCAGAGCAACGCACAGUGGACACUUGGCCAACAUGUUCCAGGUUUGAUUGUAGAAGUGUAAACGCUGAAGACAAUUCUGCAAAUCAAGCUGAACGUUUAGAGGCGACAGAAGACAAAUUCUCCCGGAGAGAGCUCUUUUGGAACAUUAGUCAGUGGGAGAACUGAUGCUUUGUGUCUCUUAUUUUUCUCUCUGCUGAACUCUCCUCAGAAGGUCAGAGGAGCAUGUAACUGAAACAAGUGGAGCCCUCUGUUAUUUCAGCAUCCUUCUCCCCCCAUCUGUGCCUACAUUCUCUGCCACAGAUAGGGAUGUUUUGAUAAUUACAUAUAAUUAUAAUUUCUGUGGGAGACAGAUCUGCUUCUGUCUAUUAUUGCCAACACCUCCAACACAAUAACUUCACACAUUUACAUAUUUCUCGACAAAAGUGAUAUUCUUUGAACCUCGGAGACAAAUCAGGAAUAAUUUUACUCAGAGAGAUAUGUCACACGGAGAAGCAAAGUGCCAUUCAGUUCAUAUCUAAUUACUGAUACAGUUGAAUGAUGCGGGUGACUUUUUGUGCCUAAAAGCUGAACACAGAACAUUUCAAAUCCGUGACAUUUGUCUCAUUUUGCGAUGUAUUUUACAAGCUGGGAGUCGUUUCCUUGAUUUAUGCGUACUCCUAAUUUUCAGCUGUUACAGUCUUCUAGCACUUAAGCGGAGCCUCACUCAUUAUCACCCCCGGUCCAAUCACAGUAACAGUCCGUACCAGGCGAGUACUGAUGCACAAUAAUCCAACCAUAGAAAAGAUUGAGAUAAAUGGUGUAUCUAUAGACAUGAUGAGUGCCUAGAACAAGUUAACAUGGAGAUUAGUCUCUGCUCCAGAGAAACUAGGCAUUGUUAAUAAACAGUUUUCAUCAGUGGUACAGUCUGUUAAUUUCAUUUAAUAUUUUACAAUGCCAAAUAUAUGGAAAUAAUUACAGAUUUCAUUCAUUUUCCCAGAAAAUAAUUGCUUACAGCUUAAAUAAGUGCCAAUUCUGAAUGUAUGUAGUGCCAGACUAAAAUACAUCACCCAGGAAUAAACAAAACAGAUACAACUGUUUACAUUUGACAAACUACAGGCCAUAGACUAUUGUUCAAGUGCCAUGAUCAGCACAGGAAUGUAUAGGAUUGCCAUAUUGUAUUGAAAAUACUUGCGACUUAUUUUCACUGGCAUUUCUGGCUGCACGAAAUAAUUCCAUCCAGCAGUACGUCAGAUAUUAGUUGUUUUGUUCAGAGGGACAUGUAGAACAAGGCAUUAAGGACUAAAAGCAUGAAGAUUGUUGUUUUUAAUUUGUCUUUUUUACAAAGAUUCAUCCAUUUUAGUGUUCUAGACUUGAAAGGUGUUUGUGGAGGGCAAAAGAUGAAGUCAUUACGCAUUCAGAGUUACUUUGUAGCAGUAAAUUAAAAUCAUUUUAACACCAUUAUUGGCAAUUAUUGAAACCUGACAACAGAUUUUUUUGUUCCUGGCCUUUUCUAUUAUUACAUCACAUAAAUACUCAGUUACUAACCCAACAUACACAGGUUUCAAAUUUCAUCAUCCAGCAUUACUGAAUGAAACGUCUGACACAUCAUCAAUAUCCAGUAGGUUCUACGUGCUACUUGAAUAUUUCACAUGCCAUUUUAGUGGGUUAAACUGCAAAAGCGGAUACAGUCUUGUAACGGCAUUGACUCAACUACAGAAAAUAGAUCUCUUAGUCAUGUAAAAAUGACGCCCACCACCAAUCUCCGAGUUCUCGCUGUCUCCCUGCUCUCCCUGCUCUCCCUCCUUACUGCCCCACUUACCACUAUAGUGGAGACCUCUCCGCCCCCCCCUCCUCAGCACACAGACCGCUCAGGGAGGCCAUUCACCGAGCAGCCCAAGACUGGCCCCAGCCCCUCUCUCCUGCUCUUUGCCAUCCAGGCCAAUAUGAGACCAGCUGCUCUCCAAGGCAGGACCAAAACCCCUGAGAAACUUCCAGAAACCUCAGAGGGAGUUCUGGAGAUGCCUCCGAGACCCCUUCCCCAGGUCAUGUUCCCCAAGAAUGUGACUUCAGCGGAGGCCCUUGCACCUCCCUUAGGCGCCGCCCAGGUAGCACCCAUUCGACCACGCCUGAUGGAUGUAUGGAUGGAUGUAUGCCGGGGUUAUUAUGACGUGAUGGGACAUUUUGACAGCGCUUUCAACUGCUCAAAGGACACCUUCGUCUUUUGUUGUGGAACCUGCCACUACCGCUUCUGCUGUCCAGAGCGCAGCCGGCAACUGGAACAGGACAUCUGCAAGAACUAUGACUCUCCAGACUGGGCCAAGCCGCAGACAGACUCCAUGAUUAUAUCAGAGGAAUUAGGUCCUGACCCAGACUUCGAUCCACUGAAGCAGCAGAGCCACAAUACGGGCUUUGUCAUCGGAGGUGUGAUUGUGUUCAUGGUGGCUGUUGCGGUGGGCAUCAAGGUGGUCUUCAACAAGGUGCAACAGGAAGCCAACCAAAGGGACCUGAAUAUGCCAAGAGCUCUGGUUGACAUGUUGCGGCACCAGUCGAGCCCAGUCCAGCAGGAUGAGAGAAACAACAGUGUGGCUCUGGCUGUAGGGGACGGACAGGGGACACUGGGGAGAGCUCCAAAAAAUCUUUAUGCUCCAGGACUGCCCAGCAAGGACAACAGAUUGGGUAAUUUGCAACACAAUUUCAUCCACUCAUCAGGCUCCAGCCCCAAACACACUGCAACUAUCGAGCGCACCCCUCGAAUGAACAAUGCUCAGCUGGCAGCUGGAGGCACCCUGCUCUCCAGUAAGCACAACAACACCAAAUCCCAGCCUGCUUUCCACCACUCCCUGCACAACCUGGCUCAGCUGCCGCCCUCCUAUGAGAGUGCCACCAAGCCUGAGCUCAAUAGAUACUCCUCACUCAAACGCCUCGAGAAAGGUCUCGAUGAGUACUCGUCUGGUUACUGCACUACCAAGCGCCGGCCUCACACAGCCCAGCCGGCCCUGCAGUCCUCUCAGCACCACCUUCACUGGGGUGGAGACUACACCCUCAGUGGAAGAGGAACGCUCCCCAGGCAUGCAGCCCGUCCUUGGAUCCCGCCGCCACCUUCUGGCAUGCCUGCGUCACCCACCCCCAAUCCUUACCCUCUGGAUCCCCCGGAGCCACAGUACAACCCCAAUUACGACACUCUUUCCAAGCCGAGGAAAGUUAAGUCCUCUGACCAGCUGCUCAACAUGGGUGACGUCCCUGGCAACACGGGGACCCUGUCCAGGCUGUCCAAGAACCAGCAACACCAGUACUACAAAGCCAUGGCUGCCUCCAAUAAGAACUCCAACACGCAGACCCUCACAAGGAAGACCCAGGACAGGAGAGAGGAGAGACAGGAACGGCUGCUUAUGUCCCCGGACCACUUGGAGGAUAGGAUGGGGGUCGGCGGGAUGGGGGUUGUAGAUCCAUACGCUCACACAGGAGGGAUUGUCCCCACGCUGCCUCGGCAGCAGAAGGCCCAGUCCCAGCAGAACGUCUGCGCCACGCCUUCCCUCGACCGACACCACAUGAUCAAGAUGAACUCUCACCCAACGUCCGGGCGAGAGCAGGAGCGGAGUACCGCCAUGACAGGGCACAUGAGUGGGGGCAUGGGCUGGGCGGGGGAGAUGCCCGGGGCUGGGGUAGUCAUGGGAACGGGAACACUAGGGGGCCACAGCGCCAGGAGGAUGGCUUUUGCAGCGAAAAGGCAGAACACCAUUGAGCAGCUACAUUUCAUACCAGGAGGGGGCGGUGGGGGGUCAAGUGGAGGAAGUGGAGGAGGGAGUCAGGGGAUCAGGACGGGGAGUAAAAAUGAGGUGACGGUGUGAGGUUUGUGCCUAAUGUAGAGUUUAACCCUCAUCAAAGGUAUGGGAAUAGAUCACCUUUCUGCAUUUAACUAUUAGAUAUACAACUACAAGAAAUAAAACUAUAAGUAUAAAGUAUAGUAACAGUAUAAUGUGUUUAGGCUAUUCAAAUUAGUGUUAUCUUGUAAUUAAAUAGCUUAAAUAUGAUUGCUAACUUAAUUAAAUUUAGAUGGGGAAUAUCUGUUCCAACUAUGUGAUAGCCUACAUCAGCCAUAUUUUGUAACAAAAUUUGCCAUAUUGCCAUAUACAGCGGUGCCAUUACUUGUAAAAAGACUGACUAGAAGGGUGAAACAAAACCAACAGAAGUGUCGUUCAUAGUUUUGUUUUUUUAUAUGUUUUUCAAAAAGUACUCAGGAGCCAUAUUUGAUAGGGAACGGGACGAUAUAUAUAUAUAUAUAUAUAUAUAUAUAUAUAUAUAUAUAUGUAGACAUACAUUGAUAUAUAAAGAGGUUGAUGAAGAGGAGGUAUUGUAUCACAGAAUUUAAAAGAGAAUUGAGCCAACUACCUGCCGGACUGUCAACCUGCUCAGCCCUCACAACAGUCAUUUAUUAAACUGAAUUUCAUGGGUGACAAGCCCAUUGGACCAGAUGAGUCUGAAUGAACCAUGUGCCUGGUGGGGGAUUUUUUUGAGAUCUGACAGUCUGUUAAACCAGCCUCAUCCUGACACAGGGAGACAGAACUGAUGUGUGUUGCUUCUUGUAUGUAUAUGAGCAUACAUACUGACUUGGACACAGCAGCCUAAGACCACUGGCAGGACUCUGCGCCCGAUUUAAACUGCGGACGUACCCACAUUACCAAUCUGAUGCCUGGGUUGCCUAGUUUUCCAUGUGACCUUAGAUCAAAUCCGCAGAGGAACUCAAACUCUGAUUGCUGAUGUUAGAUUACUUUAUGGUUGAGUUUUCCCUAAUGUUCCCAUCUACAGAUCAGCACCUAUCUGUAAAACAACGGGCCACCAAAUAAUAUAGAGCCAUCUGUCACGUUAUUACAACAAAGUCUUGACAUAAACGUAGACGAGUCAGGAGAUAACAGAAUCAGACAUAUUUGUUCAGUUUACCAAUAAAAAGGCAACUUGCAUUAAUAUAGGUUGUGUACGAAGAGCAAAGGUUUUUCUACAGAGCACAAAUGAAUAGACCGUGACGUAGAGGUUGCACUUACACAACUGUCCUUCAAAGCCAUUUAUGGAGAUACAAAGAAAAUACCACAGAGGACGCUGGUCUGACAAUCACCAUUUUAUUAUUCUCAACAGGUGACAAAUUAUACAAGUCAGUGAUAUUUUGUACAGUCAAAGGAUUGGCUUCAGAGCGAGCCAAAAACCUCUGAGUCAGGAGAGAGGGCAACCUGAGGCCUUCUCCUGCUUGGCUCCAUAUGCCGUAAGAGACUCGGAUGGUUAGAAAGCCCUUCUCAUCCUCCAGACGAAGACCUUGCUGUAUCAUAACGCAUUUCAGCCAGUAUGAGUAAAACAAACAAACAAAAAAAAUGGAAAAGAGAAAAAAAAAACUUCAUCAAUAACAACGCUUAUCAAUACUAAGGGCUAUCCUAUCCUAUUUACUGUAUGUGAUAUCUGUGGUCCAUAUAAAAUGCUAUCUCUUUCUCUUGAUUUUGUGUUGAUAUUGUCAUGAUGUAUUAAAUAUUAAUGUGUACAAAAAACAAGAGCAAUUUAAGCACAGUUCAAAGAGAAACAGAGACAAAACUUUGCACAAAUCUUAUCCCCUGAUAUUUGCACCAGAUACAAACUUACUUUGUGUCGUGUCCUCAAGGUUUACAUUCUGUACAAGCACGGCUGUGUGACUGAUCAAUGAGAGCUAUUGUAGGUAGAGAGAGGAUUGUUUUUUAAUCACCAGAAAUCAGAAGUUAUUACACAGAUCAAAGAAGGAACUUGUUACGCUUGGUUUUAGUUCAGUCAUGUGAAAGGAUACAUAGAUGAAAUACUGAUAAACAGAAACACAUAUUUCAUUUGGACAAUCUUCCUAUACACAGUGCUAAAUGUAGUUGUUAUGAAUAUGAUGGAGUGUUAUUAUUAAUAAUUAGUAUAACUGUUAUGGUUAUUAUUAACAAUUAUCUUAUGAUGUGAUGUUCUUUUACUUGGUGGGAUUUAAGUGUUUAUUGUUUUUAGAUAACUAGCAUUCUCAUGACUAGUUGGUUUUUCAUACAUCUGGUCAUAAAUUCAAGUUUUUAAAAGCAUUCCAAAUCUUGAUGCAUGCGAGCUCCAUUUCAUUGAGAGGCAUUUACAAUUUGCCUGGAUUUUAAGGUCAUCAAUGCUUAUAUGGCCAGUUUUCCAGCUGUAUGUACUGUUCCUAGACAUCGGCCUUAUGACUUCUUGAUCUCAAGUGAUUACUUAGGUUUCCACUUAACAACAACAACAAAAAAUGUCUACUGAAAAAAUCUGCAGCCUUCAAAAGGUACAUGUAGAUGACGGUGUUUUAACAGCCAGCGAGUGAUAUAUUUUUGGAACGUGCCAGAAGUUAUUAACAUCACCAGACUGGAGGUAGUCUCUUGUCUCCGGUGCAGCAGCCUGACCCAAUAACACAUUAUGGGUUGUACACACUAAACCCAUGAUGCCAUAAUGUAUGUGUGUUCAGAUGAAUGUUUAUUACACAGGUUGGAGGGAAAUGGAAGUUGGUCUAAUGGAAACCUGAAUGCUUUGAGUGUAGUGUCUUUUUCAGGGAAAUAGGACAGGUGACAUACAGUAGUAUUAAUUUUUUUUAAUAGAGCCACAAAAGGUCUGUAGCAAAGUCUGUAAUAUCUCACAAGCCAUAUCCAUUGAAGCUCAUUAUCACAAUUUUAUAAAUGGUUAAUCUAAUUUGUGCAAGUAUUGUAUUUUGUAUAGCUAGUACAAUCAGAAUAUUUUGAGUGAUCUCUUUGACAUUAAUUUGAGGAUUCAACAAAUUAUGUGUUAGUAUUUAAUGAAUUGUACAGUGCCAAACUCAUAACAUUUUGUUGUCUUUCUAUCGUCAAAUAGCCUCCUACAAGACUACAGGGGCUAUUUACUUUCACAGCUGAGUAAUACACAGGCAAGUGAGCUAAAAAAAGCUAGUAAUCAGAAAGAAAUGAAUGAAUAUGGUGUUUGUUUUUACCAUUAUGAAUUCAUUUAGAGAGAAGAUGGUUAAUGGCCACCUGAAAUGUAAAGCAUUUCUAACAGUAAUUUGUACGGACAGGGACAGUGUCCAGUAAUGAGAUCAAUGGAUUUAUUUUCAUGCCUAUAAAUUUCAAAACAACCCUUUUGUUAUUGUUCAAUGCAUUGAUCCCCUUGGAUACGACAGUGACUUACGAAGAAUUUGUAUAAUAAAGUUGGUGGAGAAAAAAAA